ACUGACGGCUCACUUCACCGCGGUGCUUCACCCUCUGUGGGACUCCGCCCGGGAGGCAGCAGGGGGGGCUGGAGAUCUUAGGAUUGAUCUAAAUAUUUUAAGAUGAAUUUAAUUUUUCAGACCGCGGUGUCCUGUUGCUGAUGGCACCGUUAGCAAUCUCUGCUCAGCUGCUGUUUCAGCCAGCGCGCCUAUAAAAAGAAGCGCAGUUAAAGAAUGAAUUUCUGGAAGAGCUCUUCAUCUGUUUACUUUCACAAUCUCUGCCGCUCAGAUAAUCACAGAAACGCUGCUGAUUAGGAGGUCAUCAGUGUCAAAGUGAAGGAAACCUGAGGACAUCAGAGAAGCUGCUAAACCUCUAACAGAUCAUCGUGUGCUUCUUAGUAAUACUGAUGAUAAAGUUGACAUUGGAAUAAAGUAAAUGUGGCUCUUUGCUGCUGCUUCUGUAUCUCAUCUGGUUCACCGCUUCAGCUCUCAUCUCUGUCCUCAUGGCUACAGUAUACGAGUCCAAAGACAUUUCCAGAGCGUUCAGAACUCUACAAUGAUCCGUGUGACAGCCAGACGAUCCUUUAUCUCUCAGUGGGAUCCAUUAAGUAUCCUGGUUUUCCACACAGCUGUCGUCCUCACCCUGAUACACCCAUGCAGAGGUCAGUCAGAGGUUAUCGGUUCUCCUCAGCCAGUAGUGGCAAUGAUUGGUGAUGACGUCAUUUUGCCGUGUCACCUGGAACCUGUAAUAGAUGCUUUUGGCAUGACUUUGGAGUGGGCGAGACCUGACCUAGACCCCAGAUUUGUCCUGGUGUGGCGUGAUGGUGUGGACCUGGAGUCUAAAAAACAUCCACUCUAUGACAGAAGAUCAUCACUGUUCACACAUGAACUGCAGAGUGGAAACAUUUCACUCAAGAUCUCCAAAGUCAAACAGUCUGAUGGAGGAAGGUACAGAUGCUUUGUUCCAGAGUUGGAAAGAUACACUACAGUUCAGCUUGUUGUUGGUGCUGCUUCUUCACCUGUUGCACAGAUAAGCAGAACCAGCAGCAGGGUGGUGUUACAGUGUGAGUCUGCAGGCUGGUAUCCAGAGCCUGAGCUGCUGUGGUUGGACGGUGAGGGAAACCUCCUCUCUGCUGGACCUACAGAGACCCUCAGAGGUCCUGAUGACCUCUAUACUGUCAGCAGCAGAGUGACUGUGGAGAAGAGACACAGCAACAACAUCACCUGCAGAGUCCAACAGAAGAUCAUCAACCAGAGCAGAGAGACACACAUACAUGUUCCAGAUGAUUUCUUCAUGUUCAUCAGUCCUUCUGGUCCUCCCAGUAGUCCAGCUGGUAAUUCAAAUAUCAUCACUGGGUUGGUCAUCGGUGUUGUUGUUCUCCUCAUUCUGGUUCUUGCUGUUUUCUUUGUUUUAUGGAAGCGGAGACGAAUCAAAUGCAAAAACAAGACAAAGGACGAAAAGUCGAUGGACUCUAAACAUGUGGAAGAAGGAGAAACUCAGCCGUUAAUGCAAGCAAGAGAAGAAGAGACUGCUGUGGACAUCACAGGAGAGAGGACAAACACGUCUCCUGUUCGGGAAAAAAAUAACAAGAAACAACAAAAAAUGAAACAAGAAACACAUGAAGAAGAAGAAGAGCUGAGAAGAAAAGAAGAAGAGGAAGACUUGGACAGCAGAGGAGAGCAAAGCCAUAAAGAUGAAGGAGAAACCCAACAAGUUCACUUUGUAUCAGAAACAGAGCAAAAAAGUGACGUCUGCAGUCCAGAAGAAAAGAGGAUAAAUCCAUCUGUGGUUAUUAAAGAAGACAAAUUUACAACAGAAGAAGAAACACAUGAAGAAGAGGCCGUAACAGGUAGAGGAGUGAAAGCUGAGGGAGGUGAAGGUGAAGCAGAGACAAAGAUGGAGGCAGGAAAAGAAGAAUCAGGACUUCAGUCAACAUGGACAGAAAAACUCAAAGAGCAGCAGCUGCUGGUGAGAGAAGCUCCAUCCUUUAAAUUCACAGAAGCACGAAAGAAGCCAGAAGAAAACCAGAGAGAAGAAGUGGAGGCAAAACCACAGAGGGAGGAAAACCAGAGGAAACUUCAGUCAGAGAGAAGAAUGGAACAAGACAAAGAUGAGACAAAACUCAAAACACUGAAAAACAAAGACACACAAGAUCACAUGGAAGGAAAAGAAGGAUUUGAUCAAGAUAAAAACCAGCUUAAAUUUCAGCCAGAGACAAAACCUGAAACAAAGAAAGUGGAAACAAAACUCAAAAAACAGAAAGACAAAAACAAAGCAGCUCCAAAAAAUCAAGACAGAGUUGAGGGGAAGUCGAGAGGCAACAAAAUAAAAGGUCAAAAUAAAAACAAGAAGACAGAGAACAAACUUCUCCCAGUCAGCAGUGAAGUUCCAGAGAGGACAGAUCUCACAGUUCAAGAAGAAACAGCAGAGGAAAACAAAGAGAAGGAGAAAGAAGAAGAAAUGAGAGCGCAGCCAGAGGAUCUGAGAAGAUCUGAGAGUAAAAAAGGAGCACAGGAAGAGGUGACGGAGAAUAAUGAAGGAAUCCUCACUGAUGAAACAUGCAGGAAGGAUGAGGACAAAGAAAAACUACAACAAGGAAAAGAAAGAGAGCCGAGGACAGAAGAACACCUGGAUAUGGAUGAAAAACCUAUCAAAGAGCAGCUGGAGGAACCUGUCAGUGUCUCAGAGGGAGGAGUCACCUGUCAGGAAGAACCACAGGAGGAGGAGCCAAUGGAGUUUGAGGGAAACCCUCACAUAGAUCAGAACCGUAUCAAGGGAAGAAAAUAUGCACAAGUAAGAGUCCUCCAUACAGAUCAGCAGCAGACAGGCAGGAGGAAGAAACACCAGGAAAAACAUGAACAUCAGGGACGGAACUGCAAAAGACGGAAAGAUUUUUGGGAGGAAGAAAAUGAUCCUCUGAUGGAGGUUGAAGGAGACGCUAACAACCAAGAAGAUGUUCCAGCUGGAAAGAGGGUGAAGUUUCAGCCUGAUCAAGAACUUAUGUGUCAGGAAGACCAACAGGAGCUGAUGGACACACACUAACUUCAAACUACGUUUGGCAGAUACGCAGCUCCUUACAAGAAACCCAAGGACGCUGUACAAAGAGUGUAAUGGAUGUGUAAGUGAGUAGGAGGAUCUUGUAGGUAAUGUGAGACCUUACCAGGAGCAACUGGAGGUAAAAGGUUGGGGGUGGUGUGUUACCAGUAUUAGUGUGUAUUAAGAGUUCUGGACAUACUGGAGCCUGUCCAGAGCUUUACUGGAGAUACUUGAGGGUAACCAUUUAAUAAUUUCAGCUCCUGCAUUUCCCAUUUGGGAAUAGAGUAAUCCAUGAUUUUACAUUACACAUUACAGAUGUCACCUAAACACAUCAAUGCAGUUAAUCAUAAAUUAGUUUUAAUGUUAAAAUUAAAGCUACGUUUCUUUAACAUUUAGUACUUACUGUAGCUGUGAUGGUUAAACUCAGAGUUAAAAAGAUUUGACUGUGCUCACAAAUAUAGCCCAUCAGUCAUGUUUGUGUGUUUGUGGAGCAGGGAGCACACACUCAAACAUGCUCUUUUGAUUUUCUGUAUUCAUGGUCCUUUGGUGCCCUCUGUUGGCUUCUUGACACACGAGGCUGAUCACACUUCCACAGUUUCAUCAACCAGUUACUGGAGUUACAGUAAAUCCUUUGUGGAAUUCUUGUGUGGUUACAUUUGUGGAUGUCAGGUUUUGUCCGGCCUCUCUGGAACAUUCUAGAAGGCGAGGCCAUUUUUAGUGGUGCCAGUGGAUCGUUUCCUGGGACGACCUGUUUUUCUGCAUCUGCUGGUCAGUUUGUGGUUCCAGUCUAGCACAUCAGCAGCUAUCUAAUGGAAAGCAGUAACACUUUAUACAUUCCAGAGGCCUUAACUCCUACUGACCGUCCUCUUGUUUUAUAUGUGGGGCUUUAAGUUGAACAAGCCAAAAUUAAUUCUGUUGCUCUCAUGUAUAUGAAAAUGACAGAUUUUUUUAAAAUAAUGUAUUAAAAUGUAUUAAACAUAUUCAAGGAGAAGCUACAGAUUCUUUUGUUCUUCAGAUCUGGAUUUUUGUCCAUCUCAAGAUUUGUUGAAGAGGCAAAAAAGCAGUGAAUAAUUACAAUCUUUUUAUCGACUGCUUAUGAAAUCAGACAUCUGAGUACAGGCACGUCUCGCUGCCUCCGCCUCUCAUGACUGGACAUCGGUCGACUGAGAUGCAGCAUUUCAGGAGAUCAAAUAUCUCAUUUAGUAUCUCUUGGAAUUAACUGCCAAGCAUCACAACAUGCUGAGGGGUUACCUGCAGUAGUCUGUACAGGCACAGGCAGCAGCUUGGCCUGAGCCACUGACUUCUGCAACACUAUCAGAUGACAACCUGAAGAGUUGCUGGUGAAAUUCUUUGUUCUAACACAAAUGCAGGUGACUGAUAUGUGCAUGGGAGUGUGAGGACCUAUGGGGUGAGAUGAAAACUUGACCCUAAUAAGUGAUUGUGGUGUUUCAUCCAGUCAUGGUGAGUAAAUUCUAACAGACCAACUUAGAAUAAAUAAAGUCAGAACUAUUAAGUACUUAAAUCCUUUGUUUCACUGAAAGUAGUAGCAGUAAUAGAAAGUAAAAGUCCUGAUUCUGAGCUUUAAGUCUGAAACAAAAAGAAAAUCUAAAACAAAAGCAGUCGUUUCAACAGAGGUGUUGCCUCUUUCAUGCUUUACAGGUGAGGACUGAACAGGUGUGGUGUUAUGACUGGCAGGUCAGGGCAUAAUCAGAACUGAGCAAUUGUGGGCGGAGUUAAAUCGAGCGGUCUCAUUUCGUUUUGUUAAUCUUUUAAAUGUCAUAGAGGCGCUCGGUGGAUUAGAAAUGUGAUCACAGUUUUGAUCUUGUGUUUCUUUUCCAUGUUGGAGGUUUGGAUAUAAUUUUAAGACAUUUAUCAGUGUCAUUAUGUAAGCUCAAAGCUUUGUGUUCAUAUUUCACAACCAUGGUAAAUUUUAACAUACUUUGUUAAAAGAAAACAAAUGACUGUAUUAUGUGACCUUUUUGAACAAGAUGAAUAAAUCCUUCAGGACUUGAGUAGUAGUUUUUAACUGGUGGUUUGGUUUAUUCAUAAACCAGUACUGCC
Molecule: messenger RNA, 5077 nt
Organism: Archocentrus centrarchus (flier cichlid)
Lineage: Eukaryota; Metazoa; Chordata; Actinopteri; Cichliformes; Cichlidae
Product: trichohyalin-like
Exons: 7
Coding region: 416-3022 (868 amino acids)
Biological process (GO): T cell receptor signaling pathway; regulation of cytokine production
Cellular component (GO): external side of plasma membrane
Molecular function (GO): signaling receptor binding
Source: RefSeq, a predicted model, not a curated record